GCGCUCCUUUUCGGAGUCUUUCUCUGCGUCUCCUUUCUUUCUGGGGAGCUUCCUUCUUCCCAGACUCCCCUUUUCCCCUGCAAUUUUCCAAUCUUUGAAUGUUUAUUAUAGAUCUUGUAUCUCUGAAUAGAGUGGCUUAUUGGAAUCCUUCGUUGAGCUUUUCUGAUUAUCUCUUAUGGCGAUACGGUUCACAGUCGCGUACUAUGGCUAUGUUGCUCAAAACCUUGCUUCCUCCGCCUCCUCGAAGUUGGCCGGAUGCCGGUUUCUCCACGAGUUCUGCUCUGGCGGUUCUCAGUUGUUUCAGACCCCCGAUUCUACAGACUCUCGCAGCUUCCUGCGGCCCAAUCGCGGGGGAAAUCCCGUCAGCGACUUCACCUCGCAGAUUCCGUCUCGUUUCUUCUCUUCUUCAACUUCGGCCCUCUCUACGCUUGCUUCCGACGCUCUUGGCGGGAGAUUGGAGUCCCCGCUGGUUUCUGGUUUGAUUUCUCUGAUCAAUUCGUCUUCCUCCUCUGUUGUCCCGGCUGCUGCCUGUGCGUCUGGAAUCUCUCCGUUAAGACGCGCGUCAAUUGUUCCAUUCCUCCAUGGCUCGAAGUGGCUUCCCUGCAAUGAAGUGGGGUCUCAGCUGGGCAAUGGAGGCGCCCUUACCGAGAAGAAGAAAGAUUUGAGUUUAUCAGAUGCUAUUGCAGACAGUUCCAAGGGGACAUGGCUGUCCAAGAUUACUAGUAUUAGCUCAGAUGAUGCAAAAGCGGCCUUCACGGCUUUCAGCAUCCGGUUGCUCUUUAAGUCUCCUUUGGCAGAACCAAGGUCUAUUCCUUCAACAUCCAUGUACCCUACUUUGGAUGUGGGUGAUAGAAUUAUGGCAGAGAAGGUGUCAUAUAUAUUUAGAAAGCCCAUGAUUUCUGAAAUUGUGAUUUUUAAAGCUCCUCCCGUUCUCCAGGCUAUCGGUUUUAGUUCUGGAGAUGUAUUCAUAAAAAGAGUUGUGGCAACAGCUGGUGAUUACGUGGAAGUGCGGGACGGUAAACUGUAUGUAAAUGACAUUCCUGAAGAUGAGGAGUUCAUAUUGGAGCCUCUUGGUUAUGAAAUGGAUAGACUGCUUGUUCCUGAUGGAUAUGUCUUUGUGAUGGGGGACAACCGUAAUAACAGCUUUGACUCCCACAACUGGGGCCCACUCCCUAUUAAAAACAUUGUGGGUCGAUCAAUUUUCAGAUACUGGCCUCCCUCGAGAGCAUCCGACACUCUGGACAGCCCACGAUUGGAGAUGAAAGCCCUUCCCGAUUCUUGACUGACAAUUUGUGAAUACCGAGGUCUUCUUCUGUUGUUUAGUUUUUUUAGUAGUGUUUUCUUUUGUGGAGUCGUGACAAUAGAGCCAACUAUUGAUGGCGUCCAAAUCGGUUGGUAAGCUUUUGAAUUUGCUGGGUAGCACAAGCGGCACGGAAAACAUGUCUGCCUUCGGACAAGAGUAUAUCAAAUUGUUGGUUUAGUUAGGCCGAUGUUCUUGCAAAUAAAUUGUGACAAGUGUAUUCAUCAUCAUAUAUUGAGUGUAUUUUUUAUAUCAAAUGAUGUUUUGAAGAUUGAAUAUGAAGAAGCAGAUUGGUGUGAUCCCUCACAAGGUUCAUAACAGGUUCAACUACAACAUUGGUUAUGUUGCAUAUUC
Cuscuta campestris is the source of this 1654-nucleotide messenger RNA. Lineage: Eukaryota; Viridiplantae; Streptophyta; Magnoliopsida; Solanales; Convolvulaceae. The record is from the annotation of a GenBank genome assembly.